Messenger RNA from Puntigrus tetrazona (Sumatra barb), 1046 nucleotides. RefSeq names its product ubiquitin-conjugating enzyme E2 A-like. Gene Ontology annotation, molecular function: ubiquitin conjugating enzyme activity. Gene Ontology annotation, cellular component: HULC complex. NCBI's taxonomy places the organism in Eukaryota, Metazoa, Chordata, Actinopteri, Cypriniformes, Cyprinidae. The coding region runs from base 132 to 590 and encodes 152 amino acids. The record is from RefSeq and is a predicted model, not a curated record. Gene Ontology annotation, biological process: protein polyubiquitination; DNA repair; proteasome-mediated ubiquitin-dependent protein catabolic process. The transcript is spliced from 6 exons.
GUGUUGAAAUCCUCCAAGCAGAGCCGAAAAGCAAAUUUCGAGUCGAGGACCUUUCGAGAGAAAGGAAAGGACAUUUAUUAUCGUCAAUUUUACAAUAGGAUUUUCUAUCAGACACUUGUACAGUUUUAACCAUGUCUACUCCAGCACGAAGGCGACUCAUGAGGGAUUUUAAAAGGCUUCAAGAGGAUCCUCCGGCUGGUGUUAGCGGUGCUCCCUCAGAAAACAAUAUCAUGGUGUGGAAUGCAGUGAUAUUUGGGCCAGAAGGAACGCCGUUUGAAGAUGGUACAUUCAAAUUGACUGUAGAAUUCACAGAAGAAUACCCAAAUAAACCACCCACAGUCAGAUUCGUCUCAAAAAUGUUUCACCCUAACGUAUAUGCAGAUGGAAGCAUAUGUCUUGACAUCCUACAAAAUCGUUGGAGUCCAACGUACGAUGUGUCGUCCAUUCUUACCUCAAUCCAGUCUUUGCUUGAUGAACCAAACCCUAACAGUCCCGCUAACAGCCAAGCAGCUCAGCUUUACCAGGAGAACAAGCGGGAGUAUGAGAAGCGUGUGUCGGCUAUCGUCGAGCAGAGCUGGAGGGACAGCUGACCACACACCGCAGAGCACAGAACUUUGUGUGAUUCAUAGUUUAGUUGAGUGAAUUGUGAGGGUUUUUCCUUUUCUCUUUUCCCCCUCUCUGUUUCUCAUACCGUUCUGAUGCACUUUAAUCAAAUCCGUCCUUUUUCGCUUGGAGUUGUUUUCGGCCAAUAUCACCAUUUUCCGUUCCAAAAAGUGGCGCACAUCGUGUCAGCCCAGAAACCUGGACUAUAUGAUUAUAUAUCCAAGGGACAUUUUUUUUGUUGUUGUUGUUCAAGCAGAACUGAAUGGACAAGGUGCCAGCCUGCCGACCUUGAGCUCUCCAUGCUCCGGUUGGAACUGAUGAUCCUGUUCUGCUGUUUUUGUGUGUUCUGUUACAUGCCUGAAAGUGUGUGGGUUUUUUCUAUUCCAUGUGUCAUUGAUUGCCUCGUGUAAAAUAUUAUUAUAAUACACUUUGAAUUUCGUGUA